Messenger RNA from Zophobas morio, 845 nucleotides. RefSeq lists its product as uncharacterized. The transcript has 4 exons. The record is from RefSeq and is a predicted model, not a curated record. Bases 48 to 788 code for a protein of 246 amino acids. Lineage: Eukaryota; Metazoa; Arthropoda; Insecta; Coleoptera; Tenebrionidae.
UUAUCGACAAACAUCCAUUUGUAAAGCACAUCCCGAACUCGAACACCAUGUUAAGAUUUAUCUGUAUUUUCCUAGCAUUGGUGACAUUCUGUGCCACUUUAAACCUGCCCCCCUCAUUCAAAAAAUGCAACCUACGAAGUGGCGACUUAGACCAGUGUUUGUCUACGGCUAUUCAGGAAGCAAUUCAGCAGCUGAAAAAACCGCUUCCUGACUAUGGUUUACCCAACUUAGAACCAUUUGAACCACCCAAAGAGGCUUUUCUUGAAUACGGAAACGAAACGACUGGUAUUCGCCAAAAAUAUUUCAAUAUAAAAAUGAACGGUUUUACAAAAAUUGAAAAAACGAGUGCAAGAUUUAAUCUCAAACGUAAAAUUUUAUUUGUAAACAUCACUUUCUCGGAGCUUCUAUUCUCUUCCGACUAUGAAGCUCGUGGAAAAUUUAUUCUUUACCCAGUUGAUGUAUCAACGACAGCUGCUCUAAAAUUGAUUAAACCAACGUUCAAAGUCGUCUUCAAAUUGGAAGAAUAUCAAAAGGAAAACGCGAAAUAUUUUAGGGCCCUUGGUGGUUCUGUGUACAUAUUCUUGGACAAAAUGACGUACGAUUUUAAAAAUAUAUUUCAAGAGGAACUUCUAAAUAAGGAACUUAAUCGUGGAAUGAACGAUAACUGGAAAAAUAUUGCACGUUUCCUCCAAGCGACCUUCCCAACAUUCUGGAUCACUUUGUUCCAACAAAUGUUUAAUAAUGUGUUGGAAAAAGUCCCUGCUUCUGAUUUAUUCGACGGACUGUAAUAGUAAUAAUAAUAAUAAUAAUUGUGAACAAGUGACUAUGGUUUAAUAAAAGAUUUC